This is a messenger RNA of Quercus robur (English oak), 510 nucleotides long. RefSeq lists its product as uncharacterized. NCBI's taxonomy places the organism in Eukaryota, Viridiplantae, Streptophyta, Magnoliopsida, Fagales, Fagaceae. The transcript has 4 exons. The record is from RefSeq and is a predicted model, not a curated record. Bases 1 to 510 code for a protein of 169 amino acids.
AUGACGGGUUUGAGGGACCAUGUGACAACAGAUGCAUGGAUAGGAUCUUCGGCCCCUGAGGAAGCUCACAUAUACAUUUGCAUGGAUAACAUCAUGUCAUUGUUUAAGGAAGACCACAUUAGUAGUCCUCCUAGUGCAAGCCAGCUACAAUUUUGUAGCCCUAACUUUUUCCGUUGUUUGGAUCGCAACCAGGAUGAUAGCUUGGAUUUUUGGGAAGUCCUCACAUUGUACUACAUCAUGAAAACCCGAGGUGUGUGGUGCAAGAGCUGUGGAGUGUGCCAAUUGGGACUUUAUUUCACAUGCGUUGCAUGCUUUGACAACGCUAGCCACACUUAUGAUCUCUGUACUAAUUGCUAUAGCCAACGGAGGUACAGCCACCACCACGUCUCCUUCUUAGAUAGCUACAUGUUGUUGCGCUCCAAGAGAGGACUUCCUCUUGGUGCACCAAAUCUGAAUCAGAACUCUCAACGAGCUCGUGUUGGAAACCUUCUGGACGAACUUGACUGCUGA